CUCGUCUUCCCCCUCAUCUUCCUCGCCCCUUCCUCAGCUCUCGAUUUCUAAAGACAUCGCCAUGAUGAAGCUUGCACAUUUGUUCGGCUCUUCUUCUUCUUCGUCUUCGUCUUCCUCCAAGAAGAGGAGGAAGAAGAGGAGGAGCGGCGCCAAGAGCUGCUCCUUCGGCUCCACCACGUCUUCGUCGUCGUCGUCGUUGGCGGCGUCAUCAUCCGAUGAUUCCGCCGCCACCACGCCGAGAUCCGUGUUGCCGGCGUCGGCGGCGGCGUCCUCCUCCGGCACCAAAAAGCCGGCGGCGGUGGCCGUGACGCGGGAGGACCUGGAGGUGGCCCUGCGGAGGAUCGUGUCGAGCAAGGAGGAGCUGGCCGCGAUGCUCGCCGAGGCGGAGUGCGCCGGGGAGCUCGUGCUGGAGGAGAUCGCGGCCGCGGCGGCGGACGAGGGCGAGCUGAAGGAGACGUUCGCGGUGUUCGACGCCGACGGGGACGGGAGGAUCUCCGCCGAGGAGCUCCGCGCCGUGCUCGCGUCGCUCGGCGACGAGCUCUGCUCCGUCGACGACUGCCGCCGCAUGAUCGGCGGCGUGGACACCGACGGCGACGGGUUCGUCUGCUUCGACGAGUUCGCCCGCAUGAUGAUGUAUGGCUGCGCGUGAUUAUAUAUUGGUUACUAGGUUUUGAUCGAUGUACGUAAUGCAUGUUAAUCGAUCGUCUCCUGUAUGUACGUGUCGUUCAUCUGCUGUUCAUUGUCUCCACUGAUUUCUUUUGUUCUCUUUGUACGUAGUACGAGUUUCACAGAAGAAAUGAACAGAACGGUCAGUUUAGAUCGGUAACGUUUUUUUCCUUUA
Oryza sativa Japonica Group (Japanese rice) is the source of this 841-nucleotide messenger RNA. RefSeq names its product probable calcium-binding protein CML36. Lineage: Eukaryota; Viridiplantae; Streptophyta; Magnoliopsida; Poales; Poaceae. Gene Ontology annotation, molecular function: calcium ion binding. The record is from RefSeq and is a predicted model, not a curated record.